CGGAUUGAUUAAUAAUUUUUGUACUAUAAAUACCCAAACCCAGUCACUCUCUCUCACUCACAACAAACCCUAAAACUUUCAUCUCACCAUUCCCACUCACAAGGCUCACUCAACGUUCAGUCAUAAACCACCACCACCUCCAUGGAUUCUGCCUCGAAGCCACCACGACCAACUCCAGCGUUUCUGUUUCGAAACCACCACCACCGGUUCCUCCGCAAAGCCUCAACACACCUCCAUAACUAAACCAAAACUUAGCCACCGGUUCCGUUGACAUUGGGUGAUAAUUGUGCUGCGAUGUAUAAGGAACUUGCAAAGAGGAAAAACCCUUGGUUACGAGAAAAUCUCUGUGAAGAAGAAGGGGAACUGAAUCCAGACCAUUACACGCCUGAACUUAUGCAUUACAUAACACACUUAUCUAGUAAGCGACCAAAGUUCGAGGUGAAAGAUUUCUUCUUGUGUACAAAUACAAAGAAAGCUGUUAUCAUAUACUUGUUAUCCAAGAUAGGUGAGGCUGUGAAUUCGAGGGGUACUCCGACGACCUUCUCUAAGAGUUGUGGCUACAAACUUUUACGCAGUUUUCGAAUAUCUGCUACGGGCUAUUUGUUGAGAAGGAGAACAAUAGUUGAAAACACAAAUAGACUCAAUAGAACAAUAUUCUGGCGUGAUCAUUGAAAACGAUGAGAAUAAUUUGGCGAUAUUGUUUUGACAUCCAUCUCAUUAGAUGUCCCACCGAGGAAGAUGUGAUAGAAGAAUGAUAUCCUAUACGAGUUUCGCGACGACUAAAAGGAAUAAAUAUGUGCAAACCUUGGUAUGUAGCGCGUCCAACAAAUACAGUGGCGAUAUACAUCUGACAACUAACGGAUCACCAACAAAUACAGUCGUGACACAUUUGACAACUAACAGAGCAAGCGGAAGUCAACAACUAUACUGGAGAGCAAGAGUUGAGUCAAUGUUCCGGUGUGAUCGUUGAAAACGAUGGGAAUAAUGACCAUAUUGUUUUGACAUCUUCCAAUAUCGGCGUCUCACUAAAGAAGAUAUGAUGGAAGAUUAUCUGGCUGACGGUCUUAAGGUUA
Molecule: messenger RNA, 1073 nt
Organism: Cicer arietinum (chickpea)
Lineage: Eukaryota; Viridiplantae; Streptophyta; Magnoliopsida; Fabales; Fabaceae
Source: RefSeq, a predicted model, not a curated record